AUGGCGGCCCUGCUCGGGGCGCCCCUGCUUGGCUGCCUCCUGGUGCUGCUGGCGCUGUGCCCCGGGGGGCGCCCGCAGACAGUGCUGACCGACGACGAGAUCGAGGAGUUCCUCGAGGGCUUCCUGUCCGAGCUGGAGUCCGAACCCCGGGAGGACGACGUGGAGGCCCCACCGCCCCCUGAACCCACCGUUCCCGCCCGCAAAGCCCAGACAGGGGGCAAGCCGGGGGCGCGUCCGGGGGUGGCCGAAGAGGUGCCUCCGGGAAAAGCCAAAGACAAAGGGAAGAAAGGGAAGAAGGACAAAGGCCCCAAGGCGACCAAGCAGCCCCCAGAAGGGUCCUCUAGGCCUCCCAAGAAACCAAAGGAGAAGCCACCCAAGGAGAAACCCCCCAAGGCCACCAAGAAGCCCAAGGAAAAGCCACCCAAAGCCACCAAGAAGCCCAAGGAGAAGCCCCCCAAGGAGAAGCCCCCCAAGGAGAAGCCCCCCAAGGAGAAGCCCCCCAAGGCCACCAAGAAGCCCAAGGAGAAGCCCCCCAAGGCCACCAAGAGGCCUCUAGCUGGGAAGAAGCUCUCCACCCCAACCCCCUCUGAAAUGCCACAGUGGCCACUGCCCCCACUCCUCAGCCCCGACCACGAGGAACUACCCCAGGAGGGAGGUGGACCCCUCCCAGAUCCCUGGGGGGGUCCAGGAGAAGAGACCGACGUGGAGCACCAGCCUGAGCCCGAGGAGGAGACAGAGCAGCCCACACUGGACUAUAACGACCAGAUAGAGCGGGAAGACUACGAGGACUUUGAAUACAUCCGCCGCCAGAAGCAGCCCAGGCCUCCCCCGAGCAGGAGAAGGCCAGAGAGGCCCUGGCCUGAGCGCCCUGAGGAGAAGGCUGAGCCGCCUGGGCGGGGCUUUGAGGCCCCAGAAGAGAAGAUCGAGCCGCCACCUCUGAAGCCCCUGCCAUCCCCGCUGCUCCCCGACUACGAGGACGGCUACGUGAUCCCCAACUACGAUGACAUGGACUAUUACUUCCGGCCUCCCAGGCCCCAGAAGCCCGACAAUGGACUGGAAACAGACGAAGAGAAGGAAGAGCUGAAGAAACCCAAAAAGGAGGGCAGCAGCCCCAAGGAGGAGGAGACGGAUGACAAAUGGACUGUGGAGAAGGGCAAGGACCCCAAAGGGACCCGGAAGGGUGAGGAGUCAGAGGAGGAGUGGGCUCCAGCAGAGAAAAUCAAGUGCCCCCCCAUUGGGAUGGAGUCGCACCGCAUUGAGGACAACCAGAUCCGGGCCUCCUCCAUGCUGCGCCAUGGCCUGGGUGCACAGCGAGGCCGGCUCAACAUGCAGGCCGGCGACACUGAGGACGACUACUAUGAUGGGGCGUGGUGUGCUGAGGAUGACUCCCAGACCCAGUGGAUUGAGGUGGACACGAGAAGGACCACCAAGUUCACAGGCGUCAUCACCCAGGGCCGUGACUCCAGCAUCCAUGACGACUUUGUGACCUCCUUCUUCGUGGGCUUCAGCAACGACAGCCAGACGUGGGUGAUGUACACCAACGGCUACGAGGAAAUGACCUUCCACGGGAACGUGGACAAGGACACGCCCGUGCUGAGCGAGCUCCCGGAGCCGGUAGUGGCCCGUUUCAUCCGCAUCUACCCACUCACUUGGAACGGCAGCCUGUGCAUGCGCCUGGAGGUGCUGGGGUGCCCCGUGUCCUCUGUCCACAGCUACUACGCACAGAACGAGGUGGUGACCACCGAUGACCUGGACUUCCGGCACCACAACUACAAGGACAUGCGGCAGCUGAUGAAGGUGGUGAAUGAGCAAUGCCCCACGAUCACCCGCACAUACAGCCUGGGGAAGAGCUCUCGAGGGCUCAAGAUCUAUGCCAUGGAGAUCUCAGACAAUCCCGGGGAUCACGAGCUGGGGGAGCCCGAGUUCCGCUACACAGCUGGUAUCCACGGCAAUGAGGUGCUGGGCCGAGAGCUGCUCCUCCUACUCAUGCAAUACCUGUGCCGCGAAUACCGCGAUGGGAACCCACGCGUGCGCAGCCUGGUGCACGACACACGCAUCCACCUAGUGCCCUCGCUGAACCCUGAUGGCUACGAGGUGGCAGCGCAGAUGGGCUCAGAGUUUGGGAACUGGGCACUGGGUUUGUGGACCGAGGAGGGCUUUGACAUCUACGAGGACUUCCCGGAUCUCAACUCUGUGCUCUGGGGAGCUGAGGAAAGGAAAUGGGUCCCCUACCGGGUGCCCAACAAUAACCUGCCCAUCCCUGAACGCUACCUCUCUCCAGAUGCCACGGUAUCCACGGAGGUCCGGGCCAUCAUCACCUGGAUGGAGAAGAACCCCUUCGUGCUGGGGGCAAACCUGAACGGUGGCGAGAGGCUUGUGUCCUACCCCUACGAUAUGGCCCGCGCACCCAGCCAGGAGCAGCUUCUGGCUGCGGCCAUGGCGGCCGCCCGGGGAGAGGAUGAAGAAGAGGCAUCUGAGGCCCAGGAGACCCCAGACCAUGCCAUCUUCCGCUGGCUGGCCAUCUCCUUCGCCUCUACCCACCUCACCAUGACUGAGCCCUACAGGGGAGGGUGCCAAGCACAGGACUACACUGGCGGCAUGGGCAUCGUCAAUGGGGCCAAGUGGAAACCCCGCUCUGGGACUAUCAACGACUUCAGCUACCUGCACACCAACUGCCUGGAGCUCUCCAUCUACCUGGGCUGUGAUAAGUUCCCGCACGAGAGCGAGCUGCCCCGAGAGUGGGAGAACAACAAAGAAGCCCUGCUCACCUUCAUGGAGCAGGUUCACCGUGGCAUCAAGGGCGUUGUGACAGACGAGCAAGGCAUCCCGAUAGCCAAUGCCACCAUCUCCGUGAGUGGCAUUAACCACGGAGUGAAGACAGCCAGUGGUGGCGAUUACUGGCGCAUCCUGAACCCUGGUGAGUACCGCGUGACGGCCCACGCGGAGGGCUACACCCCAAGCUCGAAGACCUGCAACGUGGACUAUGACAUCGGGGCCACUCAGUGCAAUUUCAUCUUGGCUCGCUCCAACUGGAAGCGCAUCCGUGAGAUCAUGGCCAUGAACGGGAACCGGCCCAUCCCACACAUCGACCCAUCGCGCCCCAUGACCCCCCAGCAGAGGCGCAUGCAACGCCGCCGCCUGCAGUAUCGGCUGCGCAUGCGCGAACAGAUGCGGCUUCGACGCCUCAACGCCACCACGAGCCCAGCCGCCACCACGAGCCCAGCCACCACCCCCACAUCACCCCCUCCCACCCCAACACUGCUCCCCACUGCCGACCUUGCCCCCUCCUCAGCCCCAAGUUCUACACUGGGGCCCUGGCAGUUUCUACCAGAGACCACAGUCAAUUGGGAGGAGUCGGAAACGGAGACCGAGACCUACACGGAGGUGGUGACGGAGUUUGGGACAGAGCUGGGGCCUGAGGAGGAGGACGGGGAGGAAGAGGAAGGAGAGAUGGUCACGGGCCCAGACUUCCCCUUCACCACAGUUGAGACCUACACAGUGAACUUUGGGGACUUCUGAGAACAGGUCUGCUAAUGCGCGAGCUUGCACCAGUAGUCACACUGCCUUGGCCAGCACCGCGGCCAUCAGCACAGGGAAGGCCCCCCGGUGUGGGUUCUGCCAGGAGGGGGCAUGAAUGUGAUGGAGACCUAAGAGCCAGGGUCACCUGCUGCUCUGCUGCAGGACUGGGAUGGGGCUGGACGAGCAAGCCCCGGGGCAGACUUCUCAACCACUUGCCCAGACCACACCAAUAAACCAAGCUCACUGGCAGAUG
Budorcas taxicolor (takin) is the source of this 3772-nucleotide messenger RNA. RefSeq names its product AE binding protein 1 (gene AEBP1). Bases 1 to 3519 code for a protein of 1172 amino acids. The transcript has 21 exons. The record is from RefSeq and is a predicted model, not a curated record. Gene Ontology annotation, biological process: negative regulation of transcription by RNA polymerase II; proteolysis. Gene Ontology annotation, molecular function: zinc ion binding; RNA polymerase II transcription regulatory region sequence-specific DNA binding; DNA-binding transcription repressor activity, RNA polymerase II-specific. NCBI's taxonomy places the organism in Eukaryota, Metazoa, Chordata, Mammalia, Artiodactyla, Bovidae.